Culicoides brevitarsis is the source of this 2785-nucleotide messenger RNA. It is a transcript of the gene fand, whose product is annotated as pre-mRNA-splicing factor syf1 homolog. The transcript has 2 exons. The coding region runs from base 61 to 2631 and encodes 856 amino acids. Gene Ontology annotation, molecular function: protein binding. Gene Ontology annotation, biological process: generation of catalytic spliceosome for first transesterification step; mRNA splicing, via spliceosome. NCBI's taxonomy places the organism in Eukaryota, Metazoa, Arthropoda, Insecta, Diptera, Ceratopogonidae. Gene Ontology annotation, cellular component: post-mRNA release spliceosomal complex; Prp19 complex; U2-type catalytic step 2 spliceosome. The record is from RefSeq and is a predicted model, not a curated record.
CAAAAAAGUAAACAACAUCAAAACGUUUAUUUUAAUUUUUCCUCAUUUUUCCUGCAAUAAAUGGUAAUUAAAAUGCAACUACUGGAAAAAUCGAUCGAUGUUGACUUUAUCGAAGAGGACUUGCCGUACGAGGAAGAAAUCCUCCGAAAUGCUUAUUCGGUGAAACAUUGGAUGCGCUAUGCGGAACACAAGAAGAACGCUCCCGGUCCCGUGCUCAAUAUGUUGUACGAACGAGCUCUGAAACAACUUCCGGGCUCUUAUAAACUCUGGUACAACUACUUAAAGGCACGUCGGAAGCAAGUAAAAGGCAAAUGCGUGACGGAUCCGGCUUUCGAAGAGACAAAUCACGUAUUUGAACGUUCGCUCGUCUUCAUGAACAAGAUGCCACGCAUCUGGAUGGAUUACUGCAGCUUCAUGGUGUCACAAUGUAAAAUCACAAAGACCCGAAAUGUGUUUGAUCGCGCCUUGAGGGCAUUACCGAUAACGCAACACAACCGCAUUUGGCCAAUUUACCUGGAUUUCUUGAAUAAACACAACAUUCCCGAGACAGCGGUGCGAGUUUAUCGGCGUUACUUGAAGGUUUGUCCCGAAGAUGCCGAAGAUUACAUCGAUUAUCUCGUUUCGGUCGAACGUUUGGACGAGGCAGCUCAACAACUCGCCAAUAUCGUCGAUAACGAGCAUUUUGUCUCAAAACACGGCAAAAGUAAUCAUCAGUUAUGGAAUGAAUUGUGCGAAUUGAUAUCAAAAAACCCCGAUAAAGUGCAUUCCUUGAACGUAGAUGCCAUAAUUCGAGGCGGUUUGCGACGUUACACGGACCAACUCGGGCAUUUGUGGAAUUCGCUUGCCGAUUAUUACGUGAGAAGCGGUUUGUUCGAUCGUGCUCGCGAUAUUUACGAAGAAGCCAUCCAAACGGUCACCACAGUGCGAGAUUUCACGCAAGUUUUUGACGCAUACGCCCAAUUUGAGGAACUAAGUUUGAGCAAACAAAUGGAACUUGUCGCAAGUAAAGCGAAACCUACAGAAGAAGAUGAUAUCGAUGUCGAAUUGAGACUCGCAAGGUUCGAAUAUCUCAUGGAACGACGUCUUUUGUUACUAAAUAGCGUUUUGUUGCGACAAAAUCCACACAACGUGCAGGAAUGGCAUAAACGAGUCCAAUUGUACGAAGGAAAACCGCAUGAAAUCAUCAACACGUACACGGAAGCUGUUCAAACGGUGCAACCACGACUCGCAGUUGGCAAAUUACACACGUUAUGGGUCGAAUUUGCCAAAUUUUACGAAACAAAUGACCAAUUAGAUGACGCCCGGAUAGUUUUUGAGAAGGCAACGCAAGUAGAAUACGUCAAAGUCGAGGAUUUGGCAACUGUUUGGUGCGAAUGGGCUGAAAUGGAGAUCAGACAAGAGAGAUUUGAGGAAGCGCUGAAGCUAAUGCACCGCGCUACUGUCAUGCCGAAGAAGAAAGUUGCGUAUCACGAUGAUUCGGAGCCCGUUCAGAUGCGUGUUUACAAGUCGUUGAAGCUUUGGUCGCUGUAUGCCGACUUGGAAGAGAGUUUUGGGACUUUUAAGUCUUGCAAAGCUGUCUACGAUCGGAUAAUUGAUUUGAAAAUCUGUACGCCUCAAAUAAUUAUUAAUUACGGACUUUUCUUGGAGGAACAUAAUUACUUCGAAGAAGCGUUUCGUGCCUAUGAAAAGGGAAUUGCGCUGUUCAAAUGGCCCAACGUUUACGACAUUUGGAAUACGUACCUUACAAAGUUUUUGAAACGUUAUGGCGGCACGAAACUCGAACGUGCUCGCGAUUUAUUCCAACAAUGUUUGGAAAAUUGUCCUCCUGAAUUUGCAAAAGCUUUGUAUCUGCUCUAUGCGAAGCUGGAAGAAGAACACGGCUUGGCAAGACACGCAAUGGCUGUUUAUGAACGUGCCACAACUGCCGUCAAAGACGAGGAACGCUUCGACAUGUUCAAUUUGUACAUCAAAAAAGUCGCCGAAAUCUUCGGAUUGCCAAAAACGCGCGAAAUUUACGAAAAAGCCAUCGAGGAUCUGCCCGAAAGUGAUGCGCGUGAAAUGUGUUGCAAAUUUGCGGAAAUGGAAACGAAACUCGGUGAAAUUGAUAGAGCUCGUGCCAUUUAUGCGCAUUGUUCGCAAAUGUGCGAUCCCCGAAUUACGGCAGAUUUCUGGCAGGCAUGGAAAGAUUUCGAAGUACGGCAUGGAAAUGAAGACACGAUGCGGGAAAUGUUGCGUAUCAAGAGAAGUGUUCAAGCGACGUACAAUACGUCGAUUAAUAUGAUGGCGGCACAAAUGAUGCAUCAAACGGCGACCCAGAGUACGGUAUCGGAUUUGGCGCCGGGCGUCGACAGCAUGCGAUUGUUGGAGGCAAAGGCAGCGGAAAUGGCUGUCACGAAGGAAAAACCUGCCGGAGUUGGCUCUAAUAUCAUGUUUGUGCGAGGAGAAACCCAAGGCUUACCUGAAAAGAAUAAAAUUGUUAAUCCGGAUGAAAUUGAUAUCGGCAGCGAUAGCGAUGAAGAAGAAGAAGAUGAAACAGAAGAAGUUAAAAUUCCCGUGGAAAAACAAGCUAUUCCCGCAAAACUCUUUGGAGGACUCAAAAAACCCGACGAAAGUGACGAAGAAACGACAUAAAAAAAUCGAUUUCUUAUCUACAACUUUUUUGUUUUAUUUUUCCUCUCAUCAUUGAUUUGCUUAAACGAUUCUAUAAUACUAAAAAUAACUUUUUUGUUUAAACUUAUAUUUACAUAAUUUUUUUGAGAAUAAAUAAAAAAAAUUAAAUUGGAUA